GCCGUAACCAAACAGAGUUGCUUGUGCCUUCAUGGCCUUCUCCAGCGUUGGCAGGCGUGCCUUGGAUGGCCGUGACCAUCGUGGUCUGAGGCAGAAAGGAGCUCAUGCGGCUCGCUCCGUCUCCAAGGAGCAGCGCCAAGAGAUCAAAGAGGCCUUCGACAUCUUUGAUUCAGAGCGUACUGGCAAGAUGGACUACCAUGAGCUUAAGGUGGCCAUCCGAGCUAUGGGCUUUGAGAUCAAGAAGCCGGAAGCCCUGGAGCUGAUGGCAAGGUAUGACCGCGAGGAAACUGGCUACAUCGGCUUUGAAGCCUUUGAGGACAUCAUGAUUCAACGUUAUGCCGCACAAGAUCCAAUGGAGGAAAUUCGCAAAGCCUUCGAAUUAUUUGACGAAGACAAGCGUGGAAAGAUUUCGUUCAGGAAUCUCAAGCGCAUUGCUCGCGAGCUGGGAGAGAAACUAACAGAUGAAGAGCUUCGUGGAAUGAUCGACGAGUUUGAUCACGAUCAAGACGGUGACAUCAAUGAAGAGGAGUUCAUCAACAUCAUGAAGCAAACUUCAUUGUACUGAGGGCAAGGACGCUUUGAUUAGCGUCAAUCUGUACCAUUGCCAAACCACCCGCUUGCAUGGGUUAGCAAAGAUGGUCGCCAGACGUUCCAUAUGGAGUUUUGACAAUGGCUCAUGAGAUGGUGGGCUUAAGUGUACAGAUUCCAGAUGAAUUCACGAGAGCAAGAACUCUGGCAAGGGUCAACCCAGGUGCCAAUAUGUCACCUGCCAAUGGUCUGGCUAUUUGUUGCUUGCCGUGGAUGCUGCAUGUAGGGGAUCAUGUGAAGGAUUUAGAUGCUC
Messenger RNA from Effrenium voratum, 841 nucleotides. NCBI's taxonomy places the organism in Eukaryota, Dinophyceae, Suessiales, Symbiodiniaceae. The record is from the annotation of a GenBank genome assembly.